Messenger RNA from Cornus florida, 1554 nucleotides. RefSeq names its product glutamate receptor 1.2-like. The record is from RefSeq and is a predicted model, not a curated record. Gene Ontology annotation, molecular function: signaling receptor activity; ligand-gated monoatomic ion channel activity. The transcript has 5 exons. Gene Ontology annotation, cellular component: plasma membrane. Bases 1 to 1554 code for a protein of 517 amino acids. NCBI's taxonomy places the organism in Eukaryota, Viridiplantae, Streptophyta, Magnoliopsida, Cornales, Cornaceae.
AUGAACGGGAAACUAAUCUCUAGGGUAUUUGAACUAGUCAAUGUAUUAGGCAAUGGGGAGAGAAUAGUUGGAUUUUGGACACUGGCUGAUGGAAUCACUAAAGAAAUGAAUCCAUCUAUUAGUGAAAAAUAUCCGAGGUCUUCAAGUACUAAUAUAGGUCUUGAAACCAUUAUCUGGCCGGGAGGAUCUACAACUACUCCAAAAGGUUGGUUGAUGCAAAUGAAAUGUAGAAAGCUAAGAAUUGGUAUACCAGUGAAUCAAGGGUUCGAAGAGUUGAUAAAGGUGCAGCGUGAUCCUCAAACAAAUGCAACAACUGCCAUUGGUUUCUCCAUUGAUGUAUUCAAUGCUGCCAUUGAUGGCUUACUAAAUACUGAAUCAUAUGAGUUUAUUCCAUUUGAGGAUUCCAAUGGGGAGUCGGCAAGAAACUAUAAUGAUCUUGUAUAUCAAGUCUAUCUUCAGAAUUAUGAUGCUGUCGUGGGGGAUACUGCAAUAACGGCCAAUAGAUCUCUAUAUGUUGACUUUACAAUGCCAUAUACCGACUUGGCUGUUGGAACAAUAGCAAGGGUUGACAAUAAGAACAUGUGGAUCUUCUUGAAGCCACUUGAUUCAAAUCUAUGGCUGACAAGUGCUGCUUUCUUUAUCCUAACCGACUUUGUUGUUUGGGUUAUUGAACAUCCAAUAAAUGAAGAAUUCCAAGGUUCAGCUUCUCAGCAAAUUGGAACGGUCUUCUGGUUUUCCUUCUCAACCCUUGUUUUUGCUCAUAGAGAAAAGUUAUUAAGUAAUUUGUCAAGAUUUACAGUAAUUGUUUGGGUGUUCGUUGUGCUUAUAUUGACUUCAAGUUACACUGUAACUUUAUCUUCAAUGCUGACGGUCCAACAGAUACUGCUAACAUCAAAAGAGAAUUACAUAGGAUACCAAAGUGGCUCUCUCAUAAAAGGAGAUAUUGUCAGCAACCUGAAUUUUGAAGACACUAACCUUAUGCAAUAUUCUUCGCCUAAGGAAUAUGCAGAUGCUUUAUCAAGGGGGACUAAAUAUGGUGGUGUUCUCGCUAUCAUUGAUGAGAUCCCAUACGUCAAGAUCUUCCUUGCAAGAUAUUCCCAAGAUUAUGCCAUGAUCGCAUCAGAAUCAAAGACCAAUGGCUUUGGCUUUGUUUUCCUGAAAGGUUCACCAUUGGUUCCUGAAAUUUCAAGGGCAAUUAUGAAACUGAGAAUAGAAGGAAAGCUUAUGAUGAUGGAGAAGGCAUGGUUUAAUAGUGAAUCAUCUUUUAUGUCCCAACAGGACUCUUUGAGUAGCCCCAGCAAUAAUCCCAACGCUCUGAACCUCGACAAUUUUAGUGGUUUAUUUCUGAUUAAUGGGAUCGGUUCAGCUUUAGCUCUUGUCAUAUUCUUAAUCAAUUUGCUUUGUGAAAAAUGGAAUGUCAUAAAGUAUUAUUUUGUAGGCAUAGUUGGGGGAAAAUUAGUGCAUACGGUAAGUAAUGCAACUUUAGAUAUCACUAUUGGGCUAAAACACAUUCUAAUUUCCCAAAUGUUGGGGCCAACCCUUGUUAACGAAUGA